Messenger RNA from Podarcis lilfordi (Lilford's wall lizard), 32820 nucleotides. NCBI's taxonomy places the organism in Eukaryota, Metazoa, Chordata, Lepidosauria, Squamata, Lacertidae. The record is from the annotation of a GenBank genome assembly.
AGUGCGCUCGGCGCGCCUGGGCAGAGAGGAGCGACGAGCUGGCGCCGGGGGUCGAGUCUCCCCAAGGCGCCGUCGAGACCAUGUUCCCGGGCUUGUACACGGCGCUGGCGGGUCUGCUGCUGCUGCCUCUGCUGGUGAACCUGGCGUGCCCUUACCUCUUCCAGGAUUUGGGCUUCUUCUUGCAGCUGGUGCGCGUGGCGCAAAGGUCUCGCCGCGCCGCCUCGCGCGUCCCUCCGCGGACGCUGCUGGAGGUGUUCAGGCAGCGGGCGCGCCAGGCUCCCCAAAAGCCCAUGCUGCUCUUCCGAGACGAGGUGUACACCUACGAGCAGGUGGAGCGGCGGAGCAACCAGGUGGCGAGGGCGCUGAGGGAGCACGCAGGGCUGCGGCAGGGCGAUACCGUGGCGCUCUUCCUGGGCAACCAGCCCGCCUACGUGUGGCUGUGGCUGGGCUGCGCCAAGCUGGGCUGCGCCAUGGCCUGCCUCAACUGCAACAUCAGGGCCAGGUCCUUGGUGCAUUGCUUCCAGUGCAGCGGCGCCAAAGUGCUGCUGGCCGACCCAGGUGAGGACCUCCUCUUCUCCUUCCCACUCCCCGCAGCUGGUGGUAGCUUAGUUGCUCUGUCCCAGCUCCUGCCAACCUAGCAGUUCGAAAGCACUCCAGGUCAUAGCUGUCAGUCAACCUUUCCUCUUUUUUUGCGGGAAAUUCCCUUAUUCCAGCGCUGUUUCCCGCUGCUAGAUUGUUAGAUAUCCCAUAGACUGUCCCCCGGGACAGGUGAGGAUGCUGAUCCCUUAUUUUAGAGGCUGCUGAUCCCUUAUUUUCAAAUCUGAAAGUUGACAGCUAUGACUCCAGUGCAAGUAGAUGAAAAGGUACUGCUGUGGCAGGAAGGUAAAUGGCGUUUCCGUGCACUCUGGUUUCCGUCACGGUGUUCCGUUGCGCCAGAAGCUGUUCAGGCCUGCUGGCCACAUGACCUGGAAAGCUGUCUGUGGAUAAACACCGUCUCCCUUGGCCUGAAAGCGAGAUGAGCGCCGCAACCCCAUAGUCACCUUUGACCGGACUUAACCGUCCAGGGGUCCUUUACCGUUUUUUAACCUUUUUUUAACGGCCGCCCACCUAGCAGUACCCAUGCCUUUAGGGCCCCCGCAACCAAGGAUCAAAAGAAAAUUACAACCAACCUUUUGUAGUUCAGCGUUACCCCACUAGAGCACUCCCACGAGACAUCUUCAGAUACGAAGCUUUCUGUGAGUUAGUGCGUUGUGCGUUCCCACCAAGCCCAGAUCCUACUAGAAUAUUCGCAAGUAGCUGAUUGGAAGCUUUAUUAAAAUGGUUGGUUGGUAAAAUCAAGAAUGUAUUAGGAGAUAAUUUGUGAGGGCCCCUCCGGAGAUCUCAACUGCCUAGAGUAGAGGCCUCCACAGGGUUUAAUCUGGCACUGGUGGCUAGAGUGAUGGGCAGGGGUGCUAACCUGAAUAAAAUAUGGGAGGGGGGAGGUAAGCCCCACCCUGAUAUAAUGGAUUGCAUGAUGUGUCACUGUGUACAUGAUGCGGCAAUGCUCAUGAACUCUGGGGGAGCCUUGGCCCUCUCAAAUACAGUGGUCCCUCAGAUUAAGUACUUAAUUCGUUCCGGAGGUCCGUACUUAACCUGAAACUGUUCUUAACCUGAAGCACCACUUUAGCUAAUGGGGCCUCCUGCUGCUGCCGCGCUGCCGGAGCACGAUUUCUGUUCUCAUCCUGAAGCAAAGUUCUUAAUCUGAAGCACUAUUUCUAGGUUAGCGGUGUCUGUAACCUGAAGCGUCUGUAACCUGAGGUACCACUGUAUUUUAUGGGGGGGAGGUACCUCAGCCCCUAGGAGUUGGCUCCUAUGGUGGUGUGAAACCCGCUCAGAAUCCCACAGUGUGACCUUGGGUCAUGUGCACAAUCUCAGCUUUAGCCCACCUCGCAGGGGUGUUGUGAGUAUGAGCUCCCAGAAGGAUGGUGGAGCUGUGUGUGCUGAGCUCUUUGAAGGAAGAAUGAGAUGAUGGCAUGGUAACCUGGUGUUGCGCACCAUCAAGUCAACAGAAAACAACUUUUUUCAAAACCAGGUUUGAGGGAGGGAGCCUUGAAGCACCAGUCUUCCACUUUUGUUGCCUCUGAUUAACAGGUUUUGCAAUAAUAAUAAUAAUAAUUAUAAGUAUUGUUCAUCAGAGGUAAUAGAAGAACAAGAAGUGGUUGGGUGCACAUUUGGGGAAAAAAAUCCUCAUGCUCACCAUAAAUGUGAGGUUCCACAAGAUUAUUCACUGUUUUGACAGUAAUAUUGUGCCUUAUUAAAAUGCAGAUGACACUUUUAAACUGCUUCCUAUUAUUAAGCUUCAUGCUAGGCAGCAGUUCCACAGGUGCAACCUUUUUUUUUACUUUGGGCAUGGAGCGUGGUGUCCCCUGUUGCAUUUCUCUCUCGUGUAGCUGUGAAAGGGAUAGGAGACUUUCUGGAGAAAAGAGGUUAGGGUGACCUGAAUAGCUGCCAUUCCAUAUCUUUUAUUAAGCUCUAUCAGCAGUUUGACAUUGGGUCAGUGUGAGUAGUGAGUGAGAGCAAAGGUACAUUUACAAUCAUUGGUCGUAGAUACAGGCUCAUUACGAAGCAAGAAUCAGUUAUGACCAAGUAUCAAUAUGACUUUCAGUGGCAAAGAGAGGACUGGUAAGUGACAAUCCAAUAAUAUAUAUGAGAAGAACCACGCAGAAAUUUCUAAGCAGCCAUCCAAACUGAGUGAAUGGACAGUGAAAUGUGAGGUACAAUUCAAUGUAAACAAGUGUAAAGUGAUGCAUUUUGGGACAUUUCAUUAUUACAGUGGUACCUCGGGUUACAUACGCUUCAGGUUACAAACUCCGCUAACCCGGAAAUAGUGCUUCAGGUUAAGAACUUUGCUUCAGGAUAAGAACAGAAAUCGUGCUCCCGCGGUGCGGCAGCAGCAGGAGGCCCCAUUAGCUAAAGUGGUGUUUCAGGUUAAGAACAGUUUCAGGUUAAGAACAGACCUCUGGAACAAAUUAAGUACUUAACCUGAUGUACCACUGUAUUAUUAUUAUUAUUAUUAUUAUUAUUAUUAUUAUUACUAUUAUUAUUAUUUUCAUGUAUAUAUGCCUGUGGGGUCUCACCUGGAGGUAACUGAUAAGGAAUGGGAUCUGGGACUCAUAGUCAAUAAUUUAAUGAAGAUGUUUGCUCAGUGUGCAGCAGCUGUGAAAAAAGGCAAAUUCCAUGCUAGGGAUCAAAUUCCUUGCUAGGAAUCAUUAAAUUAGUUAUACAAGUCUGUGAUGGUUGCCUUGCCUCAAAAAUGAUACAGUGGUACCUUGGGUUAAGAACUUAAUUCAUUCCGCAGGUCUGUUCUUAACCUGAAACUGUUCUUAACCUGAAGCACCACUUUAGCUAAUGGGGCCUCCCGCUGCCACCGCACCGCCGCCAUGCAAUUUCUGUUCUCAUCCUGAAGCAAAGUUCUUAACCCGAGGUACUAUUUCUGGGUUAGCAGAGUCUGUAACCUGAAGCUUCUGUAAUCUGAAGAAUCUGUAACCUGAGGUAGUACCUCUGUAGUAUCUCGGGUUAAGAACUUUGCUUCAGGAUAAGAACAGAAAUUGUGCUCCGGCAGCGCGGCAGCAGCAGGAGGCCCCAUUAGCUAAAGUGGUGCUUCAGGUUAAGAACAGUUUCAGGUUAAGAACGGACCUCCAGAACGAAUUAAGUACUUAACCUGAGGUACCACUGUACUUUGAUUAGGGUCAGAAUGUUAAGCGACAUUUUGGUUCUGAGAUAAGAGUUUGGCUGAAUAUUUGUCAUUGAGCUGGAAGUGUCAGUUCAACAAAUAAAAGUGCAAAUACGUGUGUCGCCUUGUAUGCUGUGGCCUAGUGGUUAGAAUGAUGGUCUAGAGGGACGGGGGUGGUGCUGUGCUCUAAACCACUGAGCUUCUUGGGCUUGCUGAUCAGAAGGUCAGCGGUUCAAAUCCCCGCAACGGAGUGCGCUCCCAUUGCUCUGUCCCAGCUCCUGCCAACCUAGCAGCUGAAAGCAUGCCGGUACAAGUAGAUAAAUAGUUCUUCUGUGGCAGGAAGGUAAAUGGCGUUUCCGUGCACUCUGGUUUCCAUCACGGUGCCCUGUUGCGCCAGAAGUGGUUUAGUUAUGCUGACCACAUGACCCAGAAAGCUGUCUGUGGACAAACGCCGGCUCCCUCGGCCUGAAAGCAAGAUGGGUGCCUUUGACUGGACUUAACCAUCCAGGGGUCUUUUACCUUCACCUUUAGAGUGAUGGUCUAGGGCAGCACUAGAUUUAGGGCGGUGUGAGUGGUUUCCCCGCACAGGGUGCUGAGCUGAGGAGAUGCAAACUUGAGAAGAUCCACUUGGGGUCACCAAUUUUUGGCCUUGCAUAGGGCGCCAUGUUAUGAAAGAUUACCAAAGACCACCCCUGGGCUAGGGCCUGAGAGACCAGUGUUCAAAUCUCCACUCAGCCACACGAAGCCUGCUGGCUCACCUUGGACCAGUCACUAUCUCUCAGCCUAACCUACCUCACAGGGCUGUUGUGAGGAUAAAAUGGAAAGCAAAACACCUUGAGCUCCUUGGAGGAAAAGUGGAAUAUAAAUAAUAACUAAGCUUUCUUUAAAAAAAAACCAAACAGACAGAAUAGUGAGAUUUGUAACAAGAAUAUAUGCCUGGAUACUAUCAUACAAGUUUAAACAAGUUUUGUUUGUUUUGAAAGUGCUCUGGAAAUGUUAGAAGUAACCUGUUAUUGGGUUAAAACAACUUGCAACCUCAGGUUUACACAGGUAAUGGUAGUAACUUAAAAAUAGGAGGCAGAAGGUGCCACUUGUUCCCUGUUAAAUAGUUAGCAGAGAUACCUUGUUUGAACAUUAGCCUGCAUUUUCUUGUAAACAUGCCCACAUUGCUGAUAUAUCCGUAUCUACAUGAGAUAAUGGAUAAUUAUCGUUGUUUCCUUGGCAUAAAGUAUGAGUUUUAAAAUCCUACCUGUGGAAAAUGAAGGAUUAGACAAUGACCUGAAUUAAGAAAACAGAACUACAAACAAGUUACCGAACAAGUUCAUCUGAUACAUUGAUGGUCUAAUAUCAGCAUCCCUGUGCCAAUGAUAGUUUCUGGAAGUGCAGUGAAAUUCCUCCCUCCUUUCUCUUAUCUGUCCUUGUAAUUGCUGUGACCCGAGAAAGAGAAACAAUAGUAUGUAUAAAUUAUUUACUUGAGAGCAUCUUCUGCCAAGGCAGAAUCAUAGGCUGUAAGCUGGUUGGUUUUUGCAAAACUCCUCUCUCAUAUCCAGAAAGGAGGUAAACCUAAGGUUGCUGGUGGGGGCUUCGAUGGCUGAAUGUUCUUUAUUACACCAUUUUUAUUUAUCGUUUUCUUUAUUAGACUUAUAUAUCGUCCUUCUUCAUGAGAUUUCAGGGCGGUUCCGACCCCCAAAUUCCUCUAACUUAGCUAGAACUCUCUCUUCGUACAUGCUACAGAAAUAUUUUGAAUGGGGAAAUAUUCAGUUAGAUGGGCCUGCAGUGGUUACAUCCAGACAGAGUUUUACCACCUCAGAUUGCCAGCAAUCAAAUUAGAAGAACCAAGGAUGCUAUGCAGGGCCAGAGUCAACGACAGUGGUACCUCAGUUUUCGAGCAUUUCAGAAGCCAAACAUUUCGGUUUUUGAAUGCCAAAAACCCGGAAGUAGUUGCUUCCAUUUUCGAACGCGCCUCAGAAGUCGAACGGCUUCCGCUGCGUGUUUUUCCAUUUUCUCCAUUGACUUUGGAAACUGCCUUUUGUGCCUCGGUUGUCAAACGUUUCAGAAGUCAGACGGUCUUUCGGAAUGGAUUGCAUUCAACAACCGAGAUACCAUUGUAUAUGCAGUAUCUGCCCUUUAAGGUUUGGGGGGGCUUUUGCCUUUUACAAGAUUUGGAAAUUCUGCUUCUAUUCUACUCUUCUGCUUCUAUUCUGUUGUUACAUUAAUACUUUACAUAACAGCAAAAUGUCCCAGUACCUUGUUCUGAAUAAUGGUAUUUCUCUUGUUGAUACUGUCUGGCAUUUGGGUUUAGAGCUGGGACGCGGGUGGCGCUGUAGUCUAAACCACAGAACCUAGAGCUUGCCGAUCAGAAGGUCGGCAGUUCAAAUUCCCGCGAUGGGGUGAGCUCCCACUGUUUGCUCCCAGCUAAAUAAACAGCAAAAUAAACAGCAAAACCAAAGCGCCAAACUUAAUCCAUUCCGGAAGUCUGUUUGACUUCUGAAAUGUUUGAAAACCAAGGUGCAGCUCCUGAUUGGUGCAGGCACCCCAGAAACAAUAACCAACGACCGUAUCAGAUGUUCAGCUUCCAAAAAACGUUCGAAAACUCGAACAAUUACUUCCGGGUUUUCGGCAUUUGGGAACCAAGGCGUUUGAGAACCAAGGUACCACUGUACUAAAUGCACGGGCGAAAAUGCUUAAGUGAACAAUGCUGUGUUUAAGUGAUGAUCAUGUAGGAGACAAAAGGGAAGAGUUCCCUAAUAAGGGUGCUGCCACAGAGAAGGCCCUGCUGGAGGUCACAACCCAACCCCUGAGCCAUACACAUCUGUGUCACCACUUCCUGUUUGGGGAAUGUCUUCCAAAAAGAGAACCAUGCUCACAGUGGCUCACAGUCUCUCAUGCAGGGUGGAACAGGAGCACACAGAUAACCGCAGAUACAUUUUCCAUGUCAUUAUGGGAGUCUUUCAGAAACGAUUCAUGAAAGAAGGAGGAAAUUCCCUAGGAUAUUGCGUCACCCUCCCAUUGGAAAUAGCUGACAUACGCAGGUGGGGCUGGAGAACCCUCACACUUGAUAAUGAACAAUCUCCUGAGGGUCCUUAUAGUGACACACAAAUCCAGGCAUCGUGCAAUUUCAGAUUGUUAGGAAACACGCCGGCUAGCCUUUUCCCAGAUGUAUCGUGAAAAGAUGACACCAGUGUGUUCUGAUACCUUGCAGUAUUUUGCCUUCCUUUAUAUGGCACCACUAAAUAUUUGUGGAAAUAAAUUUGGCAAGAUGUUUGCUGUGGACCCUGUUACAGUGGUACCUCGGGUUACAGACGCUUCCGGUUACAGAUGCUUCUUCAGGUUACAGACUCCGCUAACCCAGAAAUAGCACCUCGGGUUAAGAACUUUACCUCAGGAUGAGAACAGAAAUCGCACGGCGGCAGUGGGAGGCCCCAUUAGCUAAAGUGGUACCUCAGGUUAAGAACAGUUUCAGGUUAAGAACGGACCUCCAGAACGAAUUAAGUUCUUAACCCGAGGUACCACUGUAUAUGUGAGUGGCAUUUAACUGUAACUUGAUGACCUGCAUUCUCCUUUUCACCAAAAGCUGAUCUCCCACGUACCUUGCAAGUUUUGUUCCGUGCUACUUGUCCGCGGGUGGCGCUGUGGGUUAAACCACAGAGCCUAGGACUUGCCGAUCAGAAGGUCGGCAGUUCGAAUCCCCGCGACGGGGUGAGCUCCCGUUGCUUGGUCCCUGCUCCUGCCAACCUAGCAGUUCGAAAGCACGUCAAAGUGCAAGUAGAUAAAUAGGUACCGCUCCGGCGGGAAGGUAAACAGCAUUUCCGUGCGCUGUUCUGGUUCGCCAGAAGUGGCUUAGCCAUACUGGCCACAUGACCCGGAAGCUGUACGCCGGCUCCCUCAGCCAAUAAAGCUGAGCGCCGCAACCCCAGAGUCGGCCAUGACUGGACCUAAUGGUCAGGGGUCCCUUUACCUUUACCUUACUUGUUCCGCCAUUGUGGAAAUGAGCAACGGCACAUGACUUUUCUGAGGUUUCGAAGCUACACCUCCUGAAAUUCCCUCCUUCUACACAACUCUUUUCUUUUUCUUUUCCUUUCUUUCUUCCCCCCCCCCCCCCCAAAUCUGGCCAUGCUGUGAAGAGCACUGCAAAAACAUUUCAGAGUAAAACACCACAGCACAAAACUUUAUUGAAUAAUGGGCCUUUCCCCCCUUCAAGUAACCAUUUCUUCUCUCCCCCUUAAAGAAUUAGCAUCAGCCAUUGAAGAAGUGCUUCCAGCCCUGAAGGAAGAGAAUGUGACUAUCUAUUACUUAAGCAGGACCUCCGAGACAGAGGGGAUCGACAGUUUCAUUGACAAAAUGGACGCUGCUUCAGAUGAACCUAUUCCAGUGUCCUGGAGAUCAAAUGUCACUUUAAAAAGUCCUGCCCUGUACAUAUAUACCUCUGGGACUACAGGUACAGUAAUAAAAAAAAACCCCACAAAUCAGGGGUUCCUUGGUCUACAGUCGACCCUGUGCAGAAAUAAAUCCUGUUUAGUUCAGCGGGACUGAUUUCCAGGUAACUGGGUGCACAGAAUUGCAGCUGGCUUAUUUUAUUCACUGGCUGGUUUUAAAAUAUCUUAUGAGGAAAUCUAAUUGACACAUUGCAAAACUUCACUGAAAGUGCCUGAGGAAAAGGACAGUGUCUCCAAAGUGUCUGAAACUUGGGAGACAAAACUGUAGCUGUGUAUUAAGCAAUGUGGUAGUUUGCAAACAAAAGCAUAUGUAAGGCAUGGGCGUAGCUGAGUGGGGUCAGGAAGGGGCAGCUGCCCCCCCUCAAAAUCAGUAAAAAUACAUAGCUAACUGAGGUUCUGCCCCCCACCCCAACAAAAGACCUGCCCUCCCCCCCCCCAACAAAAAUCCUGGCUACGCCCAUGGAUGUGGGACUGCUCUACUAACAAAAGAGAGCAUUGUUGUUUUUUGAAUGGCUUCUGUUGGAUGAAAAAAACAGUAGAAACCCAACUGGAUCCAAGCUAAGUUGGCUACGUUUUAGUCCCACUGAAAACAACCGACAAAUGUUAAUUAUGACUAUCUCUUCAGUUCCCAAAGCUGUUUAACAAUCAGUCUUCUCAGGGUAUCCUGGAAGUGGAAGAGGAGCUGCCUAACAACUUGAGGCACCCUUAACAAACUUCAGCUCCCAGAAUUCUUUGGGGGAAACCACAACUGUUUAAAGUGGCAUUAUGGUGCUUUAGGGACACGGGUGGUGCUGUGGGUUAAACCACAGAGCCUAGGACUUGCUGAUCAGAAGGUCGGCGGUUCGAAUCCCUACGACGGGGUGAGCUCCCAUUGCUCGGUCCCAGCUCCUGCCCACCUAGGAGUAAAAGCACGUCAAAGUGCAAGUAGAUAAAUAGGUACUGCUCCGGCGGGAAGGUAAACGGCGAUUCCGUGCACUGCUCUGGUUCGCCAGAAGUGGCUUAGUCAUGCCGGCCACAUGACCCGGAAGCUGUACUCCCUCAGCCAAUAAAGUGAGAUGAGCGCCACAACCCCAGAGUUGGCCACGACUGGACCUAAUGGUCAGGGGUCCCUUUACCUUUACUAUGGUGCUUUAAAUGCAUGUUACGAAUGUGUCCCAACUUAGCCUUCUCCCUAACAUGUAAGUUUUUUUGUUUGUUUGUUACACGAACAGAGAUUUUAAUAAUGAGGAUAAGGUGUAGGAGAUGAAUUGGCAUAUAAAGCCUUCUCUGGUUAUUAGAGGUUUGGAAAUCGUUAUAGUAGGCUCAUAGAUGUCAUUGCCCUGCACAGUGGUACCUCGGAAGUCGAACGGAAUCCGUUCCGGAAGUCUGUUUGACUUCCAAAACGUUUGGAAACCAAGGCGCGGCUUCCAAUUGGCUGCAGGAAGCUCCUGCAGCCAAUCAGAAGCUGUGGAAGCCCCGUGGGAUGUUCGAAUUCCAAAGAACACUCACUUCCUUGUUUGCGGCAUUCAGGAGUCAAAAUGUUUGACUCGCAAGCUUAGCUGUCAACUUACAGAUUUGAAAAUAAGGGACUAGCAGCCUCGAAAAUAAGGGAUCAGCAGCCAAAAUAAGGGAUUUUCUGGGCACAGGUAUGUUCAGCUUUUGAGCCCGUCCGAGCCAAAGGCAGAAAGCCCAGCCAGCAGCCAAACAAAGCCUCAAGCGGUGGUUCCCACAGCGCAGCAACCCAACAAAGGGGAUGCAGCAAGGAAAACCACCGUCACCUCUCUGCUGAGAAGUCCUGAGCAAAGGCGAGUCCCCAGGCAAUGCGGCUGAUUUGAUCGGCACAAGGCAUGCAAGCUCCAACCCCCCAGUCGUUCUUAGACACCUUAUUGGGUGAGCAACGCAGCCAAGCAACACAGUUGGAGCCUCCUUCCUCCCUGGCCGGCAGGGAGGGAGGGAGGGAGGGAGAGGAGCUGCUUCCUUUGAAAUCCGGGAAAUUUAAGGGACAUCAUCAAGCAGCGGGACACGGCGCUGGGAUAAGGGAGUUUCCCGCCAAAUAAGGGACGGUUGACAGCUAUGCUCGCAAGGCGUUCGGGAUCCAAGGUACGACUGUACUUGUUUCCCGUCUAAUGAGAAACAAAACUUUUCUCUUCACACAGGUCUCCCGAAAGCUGCGUUGAUUACCCAUGAACGCACGUUAUUGGCCUGUGGUCUGAUCAUUGCCAGCGGUGUUACUUCAGCAGAUGUUAUCUAUACCGCUUUGCCGCUCUAUCAUAGCGCCGCCCUUUUAAUUGGGGUGCACGGCUGCAUCCUGCAAGGUAAGCGGGGCUUAGUUGGAUUAAUAACUUGACUUUGUUUUGGAAAGCGUGUUCUCCUUCAUGGAGAGCAUGUGUUGCGGUGGGGUCUUACAAGACAUCCCACUGUUGCUGGGCGGGUAAACGUAGUUAGCCACCAUUGCGAUUGGGCUCCUCUUGUCGUUGGGGAGAAUUUGAUGUUGCCAUUGAAUGAUUGACAGCCAAGAAGUUUUAUAUUCCCUGCGCGCAGCGUUGAGCUUCCUCUUUUCACUGCGCGCAUCAGAUUACCCGCCCACCCUUCCUAUAUUUAGGGUUGUUCCCACUGGCCUUGCUAUGCCUGUCAUGGGGCAGGGGCCUGAUAGGAAUUUUAUCCAUUUGGCUGAUUGGCUGGUGCCAUUUAGUUUUUGCCUACUGCAUAGCAAAUCGUCACAACUUGUAAGGUUGCGGUUAGGCAUUGUUUUUUAUGAAUUGGUCGGUGGAGAAGCAUGGAUUGGCUGUGUCUGCCCCUCCAAUGCUGUUGCUGCAAGGGUAUUCCGUUAAAGAAAUCCAGUGGCUCGCCAUGCUUUUGUCCAAACCCCUGUCAAGGGGCUAGGGCCACGCAAGAGCCCCUGGGAGUAUUUGGGGAGAGUUGAGGGCAUGAUUCCCAGCUCCAUCUUUCUCCCCAAAAUGUUUUCCUUUUCUGACUUUCACGGGCGUGCGAAUGUCAGUCUGUCCCCGGGCCAGGACAGAUAGUCGCAACCAAUGCCUAAGCAACCACUCACAUUUUCUGUACAGUGGUACCUCGAGUUACAUACGCUUCAGGUUACAUAUGCUUCAGGUUACAGACUCCGCUGACCCAGAAAUAUUACCUCAGGUUGCUUCAGGAUAAGAUCAGAAAUCAUGCUCCGGCGGCGCGGCAGCAGCGGGAGGCCCCAUUAGCUAAAGUGGUGCUUCAGGUUAAGAACAGUUUCAGGUUAACAACGGACCUCCGGAACAAAUUAAGUACUUAACCCGAGGUACCACUGUAAUUUAAUGAAGUUGUGGUCAAAAUUAUGCCAAAAACCUUAAACAAAAAAUUCUGUGUGAAUUGUGUUUUAUUGGGGUGGCAUGGGGACCUCGACACACAAUGAGCUUCCACUGUAGCAUGUUUACUCAGCUUCUAGCCACCGAACUGAGCCAGGAGUGUAGAAUCAGCAUUUGUUGGCCCUUGCCCCCAUCGUUCCUUUAUAUACAUUUCCCCAAAGGUGCCUGGGAUCUUGACGCAAGGAACAGCUCCCACACAACAUGCCCUUGGAGGCACUUGGAAAGUAACCAUGGGUGCAAACAGAGAGAAAUACGUUUUGAUGCUGCUAAUUCAGGGACAAUACCGUUUGAACUGAGUGGCAACAAAUUAGGAUUUGCCGCAGGCGUGGGAACUUCUUGCCUUCCCGGAUACUGUUGGGAGUUCAGUUCCCAUCAUUCCUGCCUAUUGGUAGUGCUGGCUAGCACUGGUGGGAGUCUUGACAACAUCCAGAGGACCUGAUUUCCCAUCCCCAAUUUAGUGAGUUGUCCUUUUAAAACCUUGAUUGCGUUAGCUUUGACCAUGCCGUAAGCCAGUUGCGCGUCGAGAUCCCCAAGGCCACCCCAAUAACUCACAUUUCACACAUCAAUUUUUGUUUAAGGUUUUUGGCAUGAAUUCGGCCACAACUUUGUUUAAAUAUACACACCUGAGUGGUUGCUUAGGCAUUGGUUACGACUAUGUCCUUGCCCCAGGGACAGAACUGACUUCUGGAUUCCAGGGGAAGCCAGUGAGGGAAACAACUUUUGGGGAGAAAAUGAAGCUGGGCCUCAGUCCCUCACUUCUCACCCUCAUGCUCCUGAUGGCUGGCACGUCCCAAGUCCGAUGCCAGCGACAAGGACGAAAAGAAUGGCAAACCCCUGGAUUCCUUUAACGGAAUUCCCUUUCCGCACCACCAUUGGAGGGGUAGGCACUUACCCCUCCACCAACCAAUUUUAACCAAUGCCUAACCGCCAACCUUACAAGUUGUGACGAUUUGCUACGCAGUAGGCAAAAACCAAAUGGCAACAGCCAUUCAGCCAAAUGGACAAAAUUCCUACCAGGCCCCUGCCCCAAGGUAGACGACCCCAUGACAGGCAUAGCAAGGUCAGAGGACAACGAACCCCACCACCUUUUCAGGGAGGGUAGGCGGGUGAUCCAGUGCACGCAGCCCAAGAGAAGGCUCCCGGCUGUGAGCCCUGUAUUUAAGACCUCUGACUCCUCCCACACUUUAGCAACAUAACAUUCUCCCCAGCAACGCUCCUUGCCCAAUCACAGCAUGUGGCCAGUUUGCCCAACAACAGUGGGGUGGCCUUUUUGGCCCCGACCACAACACGUGCUCUCUAUUAUGGAGAACACGCUUUGUUUCUACCUUUUCCUUGCACUGCCGAUUCACAGGGUUCUUAGAAUUUCAGGACAGUGCAGUAGGACUGAGUUUAUCUAUAAGCACAAUUUCCAGGGGGCGACUAUGUGGGUGUGUCUACGAUUACCCAUCUCACAGGCUCAAAGAUGGCACAAUGAGUUUUUAGCAAAGUGUUUGCUCAAUGGUUCUGCGUUACUACACACAACACUUUUACGCAGGGGAGCGUUCAGAAAUGUGGGCUUGUAUUCUGAACUGGUGCAGUCCAGAAUUCUGCCACCCGGUCCUGUACAUGGGCUCUCAGACAGGAAUGUGCAGUCCUUCAGGAUUGGUUGCAAUUUUCCCACAGCAGCAUCAGAAGAUGAUAUAUACCGUACUUUUCUGUGUAUAAGACUAGGGAUUUUUAAUAAAAAAUAAUGUUUAAAAAUGGGGCUCGUCUUAUACACGGGCAGUGCAUUGUGGGGCCGGUUGAUUAGUUGCAGCCCCCAAAAUAGGGGGCGUCUUAUACACAGGGGGUGUUAUACAUGGGAAAAUACGGUAUAUCCUUCAAUAGGGGUGGGUGUGUUAGUGUCUAAUUCCACUGUCUCGUUUGCUUGUAGGUGCUACUCUUGCAUUACGUUCAAAAUUUUCAGCUACUCAGUUUUGGGAUGACUGCAGAAAAUACAACGUAACUGUCAUACAGUACAUCGGAGAGGUGCUUCGUUAUUUAUGCAAUGUGCCCAAGGUAAGUUAUUCCUCUGACAUCUGUGUGUGUGUGUGUGUGUGUGUGUGAGAGAGAGAGAGAGAGAGAGAGAGAGAGAGAGAGAGAGAGCUUCUACAGAUAUUGUUAGAACUGGUCUUGAUUCAAUGCCUUAUUUAUUUAUUUAAAGUACAGUGGUAUCUCGGGUUAAGUACUUAAUUCAUUCCGGAGGUCCGUUCUUAACCUGAAACUGUUCUUAACCUGAAGCACCACUUUAGCUAAUGGGGCCUCCCGCUGCCGCUGCGCCGGGAGCACAAUUUCUGUUCUCAUCCUGAAGCAAAGUUCUUAACCUGAAGCACUAUUUCUGGGUUAGCGGAGUCUGUAACCUGAAGCGUAUGUAACCCGAGGUACCACUGUAUUAUAUAUAUGGUUUGUUAGCACUUGUGGCUUCUGUAAAAAAAAAAAAAUCUGUACCUUCACAUGAACUCGAAAUUAAUUCUAAAGGAAGACUUGGGCCAAGUUCAUUUGUUGGAUCCACAGCCGUUCUGGAUUAAAGCCGCUCUUGCACGACUUGUGACUCUCUAAGCCGGGGACGGGGGAGAAUGCUUUUCAUGCCAAGAGCCACAUUCCCUUCUGGAAAACUCCUCCAGGGCCACAUACUAAUUUUACUGUUUACUAUUAGACUCUGAUGGAUUGUUGAAUGUUGCUUUGUCUGAUAUCAGUUGUUUAUUUUAACAUUAUUGCGACUUUUAUAUUGGAUCAGAUUGUCACUAUUAAUGUUUGAUGUUUUAUUAGGUUUUUAUGUCCUGGAAGCCACCCAACCCAGUCAGAUGGGUGGGGUAUAAAUGAAACAGUAGUAGUAGUAGAGCCAAAGGCAAAAGUGGGCAGAACAAUGCAAGCGAAUUUUCCCUUUGUAUGGUAGGCUGGUUGCUGUUAAGUUGUGGGUGAACAUAUCAGACGACACAGCGAUUCUUCAAACAGCUCUUGUUUAUUCACAGGCCAGGACAGAACUGAACUGAAGGGUUCAGUCAGCCUGCUUAUAUAGAGCUUCAGUACAACGUAACUGUAACAAUUUUCUAAAACUAUCCAAUCACUGAACGUCACUUUCGAUCCCUUAUUUGCAUAACUAUCUACAGUAUCCCCCUGCUGGCCCAGGGUGAGAACUUCAGUACAUAACAGUUGCCACAUGCUCUCAUGCACCCCGCUCCUUCCAUCCAGACAACAAGAGACAUUAUCAGAGGUCAUGGACACAUUCUAGCCAGACAAAAGCACUUCAGGAGGGAGUGAAUCAGGGCCUAUGUGGGUUGUGACCUGGGAAGAGUCCCAAAGGCCAGACAGAGAGGCAAGGAGGGAUGCAUUCAAGUCCCCGGACCUGAGGUUUCCCCCUCCUGCUCCAACCUGAAUCUAAUUCCACCAGCUAUACAUGACAGCCCAUCAGAAGCUUCAGAAACCUACUGUUCCACUGCUUGCCUGUAGCUACAAAAACAAAAGGUUUGCCAGGCUGCAGUCCAUAGCUGGUAGGCUGCAGUUGGCUUGGAUCACAAGUUAUGCAAGCUGGAGGUAAAUUAAGGUACCGUGGACUUUGUACGUCAGAAACUUAAACGAUUCUAAGAAAUUUAAUUUUUAGUUUCUCAGCUGCCCUUUGCACUGUAGGAGGGACUGGAAUCCAGCAGGAAUGUUCUGCAUAAGAAUACUUGCUGGUGCAAUGCCAAUUGAUGUACCUCCAGCAACCCCACUCUGUGUUGUCCAUUGCAAGUGGUGGGAGGUGGAGUUUAUCGAUUAUGGCGGACUAAAUUGUCUUCUGUAUCUGGGUUGUCUUUCAGGACCUUAAAGCUCUGCAGCUCUGAAUACAGGCACAAUUGCAUUGCUGAACUUGACUCUAUAAACAGCACCCCUUAAAGCAUCUUUGUGAAACCGUGGCCAAGCAAUGCUUAGGUGGGCAGAAUCAGUUUUUGAAAGAAAAUAGACCGUUCUUCUAACGCAGCAUACAAAUUUAUUAAACAAAUAAGUCAAAUGGUGGAGAGGGAUCUAGAAUCUCUGUGAGGAAUAAUAAUAAUAAUAAUAAUAAUAAUAAUAAUAAUAAUAAUAAUUUAUUAUUUAUACCCCGCCCAUCUGGCUGGGCCUCCCCAGCCACUCUGGGCGGCUUCCAUAGAAACCAAAAAUACAGUAAAAUAUCACACAUUAAAAACUUUCCUGAACAGGGCUGCCUUCAGAUGUCUUCUGAAUGUCAGGUAGUUGUUUAUCGCUUUGACAUCUGCUGGAAGGGCGUUCCACAGGGCGGGCGCCACUACCGAGAAGGCCCUCUGCCUGGUUCCAUGUAGCUUUGCUUCUCGCAAUGAGGGAACCGCCAGAAGGCCCUCGGCGCUGGACCUCAGCGUCCGGGCAGAACGAUGGGGCUGGAGACGCUCCUUCAGGUAUACUGGACCGAGGCCGUUUAGGGCUUUAAAGGUCAACACCAACACUUUGAAUUGUGCUCGGAAACAUACUGGGAAGGUGAACCCCCAUAGGUAUACCACGGUCAAGAUCUUUCCCUCUGUUCACUUUGCAUGCCAGUUGUAGAACAGUACAAUGGUACCUUGGUUCUUAAACUUAAUCCGUUCUGGAAGUCCCUUCCAAAACCAAAGCGUUCCAAAACCAAGGCACGCUUUCCCAUAGAAAGUAAUGCAAAAUGGAUUAAUCCGUUCCAGACUUUUAAAAACAACCCGUAAAACAGCAAUUUAACAUAAAUAUUACUAUCUAAUGAGACCAUUGAUCCAGAAAAUGAAAGCAAUAAACAAUGUACAGUGGUACCUUGGGUUAAGUACUUAAUUCGUUCCGGAGGUCCGUUCUUAACCUGAAACUGUUCUUAACCUGAAGCACCACUUUAGCUAAUGGGGCCGCCUGCUGCCGCCGCGCCGCCGGAGCCCGAUUUCUGUACUUAUUCUGAAGCAAAGUUCUUAACCUGAAGCACUAUUUCUGGGUUAGCGGAGUGUGUAACCCGAAGCGUAUGUAACCUGAAGCAUAUGCAACCCGAGAUACCACUGUACUGCAGUCACACAAUCAUCAAUCAGUAGCUGAAGUGGGUUCCACACAGUCACAAAAACAAAACAAAAAGAACCGCAAAAAUAAAAAUACAAAAUAAAUAGCAAAAACAGACAGACCUCCGUGUAACACUCCAAACGGAAAUGUGGCGAUCAAAUCAGAAGUGUAACACGCAAAACGGAGCACACUCGACUUUUGAAAAAGUUCGCAAAUCAGAACACUUAUUUCCGGGUUUGCAGUGUUUGGGUUCCAAGUCGUUCGAGUCCCAAAGCGUUUGAGAACCAAGGUACCACUCUAUUAGAUUUGAGCUUUGUACUCACUAUUUAAGCAAGAAAAAUUGUGGCUUAAAUGGCUGCAUUUGGUUGCAAUCAACUUUCGGCUCAAUAAGCAGAGAUAUGCACGAGCGUAAAACACGAGCUGAACACUUUAUUUAUUUAAUCUUCCUUAGGGGCGUAGCUAAUUGAACACCAGGUUUUCCAGUUAAUACGCAAUUAAACUGAAUAGUGGGAAGUUUACACCUGCCUCAGUCUGUUUGGCUGCAAACCAAACAGAAUUAAAUGGCUCCAGCAAUCCUUUGGGAUAUCAAAGGAGCAGUCUUUAGAGCCCGGUUCAGGAAGCAAGACCUAGUGUCAGGUGACUCUAAGUAUAGAGACACAUGAAUCUCACUGGAAGAAAUGUUCAGGGAUCUGUUCCAGAAGGAAAGAGAGCUAAGGUUGGGGGCUUAACUAACGGGUGCUAACUGAAAACUGAGUUCCUCUACCUAUCUCUAUCUUAAGACAGGUUCCUGUAUUUGCUUGCAGUUAAUAUGUUUUGCAUAAGGGACGCGGGUGGCGCUGUGGGUUAAACCACAGAGCCUAGGACUUGCCGAUCAGAAGCUCGGCAGUUCGAAUCCCCACGAUGGGGUGAGCUCCCGUUGCUCGGUCCCUGCUCCUGCCCACCCAGCAGUUCGAAAGCACAAAAGUGCAAGUAGAUAAAUAGGUACCGCUCCGGCGGGAAGGUAAAUGGCGUUUCCGUGCACUGCUCUGGUUUGCCAGAAGCGGCUUAGUCAUGCUGGCCACAUGACCCAGAAGCUGUCUGCGGACAACCGCCGGCUCCCCCAGCAAACAGGGCGAGAUGAGCAAGCAACCCCAGAGUUGGCCACGACUGGACCUAAUAGUCAGGGGUCCCUCUACCUUUAAUAUGUUUUGCAGUGUGAAUAUAGUGGUUGAGCAAGGAUUUUCAGUCGUGUCUGGAAGAACACCCUGCACAUUUCCACCAACAGAAAACUCUCCAGUGAAGAGUUACAAAAACCAGCUGACUUUUAUGCCAGCCAUUUUAAGGAUUUAAUUAAGCUCUCAGCAGCAGCAGCAGCAUAGACUGUUGUCAAAGUUGGCAUGCUCAGUUACCUGAUCCAAGGAAAUCACUUCAAAGCUGGGAAUAAAGCCCACAGAUGUAUAUUUGUGAUAAUGAGGGUGUAAUACAAAACAAGGUGGCUUUUAGCGAUGCGAUUUGCUUUUCCUGCGGGUGUUAUAAAACUCUUUAGCAGUACAGAUCAUUAAAGGGGAACCACGGAGCUUAAUUUCCAUGACGGAAACAGGAGGAGCGAGAACUGUUGGGGUUUUUUUACAUAAAUAUAAAGAUCACAAUGUUAGGCAACACACACAAAAAAGUUAUUUUUUCGAUUGUCAUCUUGUGUUUCCAUCCAAAGGAGCCCAGGGAGGCAAACUGUUAAAACAAUACAAUUUUAAAACAUUUUUGUUUAAACAACGAUGACAACCACGUACCCUCACAACUGAUGAUUUCAGAAUUGCCAGAAAUAUUAUCAUUUAGCCACUGAAUGCUAAGGUGAAACAGUAAUGUUGUGCCUAAAUGUUAAGAAUGAAGGGAUCAGAUACACAUCACCAGGCAAGGCAUUCCCUAAAUUCGGGGUCUCUACCGAGAAGGCUCCGUCAUGGGUUCAGCUGCACUCAGUAACAGCGUUUUCUCGUGUUCCACUCUCCCUGUUUACAGGUGCAUUGGUUUUUUAUUUUAUCUUUAAAGGAAUUUUAUUAACUGAGACAAAAUAUAUGUGGGACACCAAAAAAUCACAAUCCUUUCAGAGUUACAUAUAUUUGAAAUGUUAACUGGAAAAAAAUAAACAAAUAUCAGUACAUUGUAAGUGGUUCAUAACCAGGCUUUUUAAAAAAGUGCCUUAUUUUUGUGGUACGGUUCCUUUUGGAUUUGAUCAUAGCUCAGAUCUAACCUUUACCGCCUUCAUUUUGCAUCAUCUCCUUUACUCAGGGGGAAAGGGAUGAAAGGAAAACAGAGGGACGGAUGGCGGGUUAAUAAUAGCUCGCCCCUGGAGAAGCUUUUCUAAGCGGAAAAAUAAAUCUCAGGACUCCCAUGGUCAAAAAAGCAAGAGCGGGGGGGAAAUGCAUGGAAGGACCAAAGCUAGCUAUUGUGGUGUCAUGUGGAUAGAACAUAAGAAGAACCCGCAGGAUCAGGCCAAAGACCAUCUGGUCCAGCAUCCUGUUCUCAUAGUAAAUUGAAAUUGAAAUAAAUAUGAAAUACAGUGGUACCUUGAGUUAUAGACGCAUCAGGUUACAGACUCCACUAACCCAGAAAUAGUACCUCAGGUUAGGAACUUUGCUUCAGGAUGAGAACAGAAAUUGCGUGGUGGAGCAAUUAGCUAAAGUGGUACCUCAGGUUAAGAACAGUUUCAGGUUAAGAACAGACCUCCAGAACGAAUUAAGUUCUUAACCCGAGGUACCACUGUACUUUAUUAUCACUUGUACAACUUGCAUACAGUGAGAUUAGACGAGCACCCCCCACUCAGCUCUCAGGUCUUAAUUCCUCUUGUUUACUGACGCACACCCACCAAACCCAAAAGUCAGUUGCCCUGUUAUUAUCUUUUCAUUCAGCAGCCUAACAGCCCACGGAUAAAAGCAGUUCUUUACCCUGUUGGUGUGACUAAUCAUGCUUCUAUGAGGGCAGAAGAUCAAGAAAGUGCCGGCCAAGGUGUGAAUCAUCCCUGAGAAUUUUCCUCACUCUCCUGAGGCAACAUUCUUCCGCGAUGUCAUCCAGCGGAUUCACAGGACAGCCCAUAAUAUCUUGUGCUGUAUUCACCGCCCUCUGUAGGCACUUCCUAUCAGUUGAUGUCAAACCAGCGUACCACACCGUGAUGCACUAUGAAAGGACACUUUCUAUUGUGGACCGGUAGGAGAUCAUCAAAUGUUGAUUGACAUCGUUCUUUCGCAAUAUUCUGAGGAGAUGGAGUCUCUGUUGGGCUUUCUUAACCACCUGGGUUGUAUUGAUUUUCCAAGUAAGGUCUUCACUGAGAUUAACUCCUAGGAAUGUAAAGGAAGAGACUCUCUCCACACAGCCCUCCCCAAUGUACAGCUGAGCUAGUUCUCCUCUCUUCCUCUGAAAGUCCAACCCCAUCUCCUUUGUCUUGCUAAUCUAGUAGCCAACUAGAUUCGUGUGGGGAAAACUCUUGAGCAGGAUUUGAGCACAAGACCCCUCUCUCCUCCUGUGUCUUCCAGUAGCUGUCAUUCAGAAGCAUCACUGCCCCCAACCUUGAUUCCUAGAGUGUCCUUUUCAUCUUUUCAAUUCGUAUACCGUCUUUCUAUCUUACAAUACUCAAGGCGGUUUACAAGCUGAAGAAACCAAAAAUGUACAUCUUAUAACAAUCUAAUGCAAUACAGAAAUGUGACAAUAAAACAAAAUUUUAAAAUACGCAACCUACAUCAAAAAAGUAAAAUUCAACAAUCCUUUGUUGUUGUUGUUGUCGUGUCCGACUCUUCGUGACCCCCUGGACCAGAGCACGCCAGGCACUCCUGUCUUCCACUGCCUCCCGCAGUUUGGUCAAAGUCAUGCUGGUAGCUUCGAGAACACUGUCCAACCAUCUCGUCCUCUGUCGUCCCCUUCUCCUUGUGCCCUCCAUCUUUCCCAACAUCAGGGUCUUUUCCAGGGAGUCUUCUCUUCUCAUGAGGUGGCCAGAGUAUUGGAGCCUCAGCUUCACAAUCUGUCCUUCCAGUGGGCACUCAGGGCUGAUUUCCUUCAGAAUGGAGAGGUUUGAUCUUCUUGCAGUCCAUGGGACUCUCAAGAGUCUCCUCCAGCACCAUAAUUCAAAAGCAUCAAUUCUUCGGCAAUUAGCCUUCUUUAUGGUCCAGCUCUCACAAUCAUUAGAACAGUAUAAAAUAAUAAUAUUAACAUAUAAAAGUUAAACAGAAAUCCACCCAACAGUUCCAAUAAAUAAUUUCUAAACUAUAAUAAAUAAAACGGCAAGCCACAGUGCAUAAAAUAAUGCAAUACAAAUUGAGAAGCAGAGACUAGAGGGUCAAGGCAGGUGGAAGGAGGCCUUGCCUGAUGAAGUCUCUCCCCUCACAGUCCGUGAACUCUGAAUAAUGACUCUUGCUUGUCUGGAUGGAGGAAAGAGAGGGAAGUAUGUAGAAACUCGCCUGUUGUACAACAGGAUGCCGUAGCUCGGUGGUAGAGCAACUGGCUUGCAUGUAGAAGGUCCCAAGUUCGAUCCCCAGCAUGUCCCCCUGGGAGAGACCCCCCCCUCCAAGUGCACCUGCCAGGCAGUGUAGACAGCACUGAGCUAGAUGGACCUAUGCUCUGACUCAGUAUAAGGCAGCUAGCUCCCCAGUAAAGAUUUACAUUGGUUUCUCUGCCUACUUUUGCCCCUGGGUCCGGGCACCAUUGUCUUUGAUAAGACAAUUCUGACUUUUGAUGUAUGUUUCUGAGCACAAUUCCAAGUGUUGGUGCUGACCUUGAAAGCCCUAAACGGCCUCAGUCCUGUAUACAGUGGUACCUCAGGUUACAUACGCUUCAGGUUACAGACUCCGCUAACCCAGAAAUAGUGCUUCAGGUUAAGAACUUUGCUUCAGGAUGAGAACAGAAAUUGUGCUCCGGUGGUGCGGCAGCAGGAGGCCCCAUUAGCUAAAGUGGUGCUUCAGGUUAAGAAUAGUUUCAGGUUAAGAACAGACCUCGGGAAUGAAUUAAGUACUUAACCAGAGGUACCACUGUACCUGAAAGAGCGUCUCCACCCCAGGGAACCAGGCAGAGGGCCUUCUCGGUGGUGGCACCUGCCCUGUGGAACACCCUCCCACCAGAUGUCAAUGAAAUAAACAACUAUCUGACUUUUAGACGACAUCUGAAUGCAGCCCUAUUUAGGGAAGUUUUUAAUGUUUGAUGUUUUAUCGUUUUUUUAAUAUUCUGUUGGGAGCAGCCCAGAGUGGCUGGGGAGACCCAGCCAGAUGGGCAGAGUAUAAAUUAUUACUAUUAUUAUUAUUAUUAUUAUUAUUAUUAUUAUUAUUUAUCUGAUCCUUUAUAAGGCAGCUCCCUAUGCUUUUCAUAGAAUCCUCCACCUUCUGCUGGCGUGUGUGGAUUACUUUUUGCAUGUAUGAAAUACUGCAAUAUUUUCUGGCUAGCUCAUUCUCUACCGAACACUGUUAAUGCCCUUAUGGAAUCAUGACUUCUUCCUUUUAUUUCCAGAAAGACAACGAUCGCAACCAUAGGGUAAGAAUUGCCUUGGGUAAUGGCUUGAGGGCUGACGUUUGGAGGGAAUUCAUCCGGAGGUUUGGAAACAUACGCAUUUUUGAGUUUUACGCAGCCACGGAAGGCAAUGUAGGCUUUGUGAACUAUACUGGGAAAAUUGGAGCCGUGGGAAGAUUAAAUUAUUUGCAUAAGGUAAGUGAAAAUGUGUUCCAGUGGUCCCUGUUUACCAAGAUUAGGCAUGAGAUACUUCAGAUUGAUUAUGUAUAUAUAACAAUAUUUACAAAGCUUGUUUAAUUUUGAAGAUACAACGACGUCAUCAGAAGCUCACACUAACAGAAUCCAUUCAUCAUGAUCUGAACCUCUGUAUUAAUUAACAGGUGGGGGUUCCGUUCUAGGCCCCUGUGUUUUUGCGAAAUCACAUAAAAUGGGGAGCGCCCUGGAGAGUCCUAGUGACUCGCAAGGAGACCUACCUCAGAUCCCAAAGAGGACCUCUCCAGGCUCCAGGGAGGGUCUCCUCGCAAGCCGGAGGGGCAGUGGGGCUUUGUUGAGCUGCUUAGCCUCACCGCCUAACAGCUGAUGUUCAAGGUAGCGCAGCAGCCGUCGCUGCUUCCAAGUGCACCAGCUGAAGAAGUCCACGGCACUUCCAUGCAUGUAUAUGAUGCUUAAAGUGUUCUCUUUUUUUAUAUAAACAGUAUUGGGGGUCUGUAUGAAGAAAAAUGCAAUGUAUAUAUGUAAAUGUGAUGGAUAUUAGACCUCCGGGUAUAGGGCAGUAUAUAAAUUUGAUUAAUAAUAAUAAUCAUUAUCAUCAUCAUCACCAUUUUCAUUAGAAAAUAAUGCGCUAUGACCUGAUUAAAUAUGAUGUAGAGAAAGAUGAACCUUUCCGAAAUGAAGACGGCUACUGUAUAAAAGUUCCUAAAGGUACAUAUGUUUUACUUCUUUAUUUGCCGGUAAAAUUCAGUGCUGCUGUUUCUUUGAGCUGCCAUUUUAGUAGGCCUUGUUUGCACAUCAUUUUGAAGUGCGGAAAACAAUAGGUCUUUUAAAGGUUGCUGGACUGCAGCUCCCAUCAUCCCUGAACCCUGGCCAUGCUCACUGUAGCUGAUGGGAAUUGCAGUCUAGCAACAUCUGGAAGGCCACAAAUUCCCUACUUGUGAACGAAACAACUCCAUCUGUGAAACAUUAUCCCCAAGGAAACAUGCCUGACACCGUCACUAAGACCUUUAUAUUCACUCAAAUAUUUUGUAACUAAGAGAGCCUUCCUCUACGGUGGUGUUUAUCUGGGGUGGCUAGGACUUGUCAAUAUUACAUAAUUAGAUGAGCAUUUUGGGUAUUUUGUAUGAUACAUUGUUUUAAAUUUGUGGGUUUUGAUUGGUUUUGUCUGUUUUAUUUUACCUCAUUAAAAUAAUAAUAAUAAUAAUAAUAAUAAUAAUAAUAAUAAUAAUAAUUUAUUUAUACCCCGCCCAUCUUGCAGGGUCCCCCCAGCCACUCUGGGGGGCUUCCAACAAAACACUAAAAUACAAUAACCUAUUAAACAUUAAAAGCUUCCCUAAACAGGGCUGCCUUUAGAUGUCUUCUAAAAGUUAUUUUUCUCUUUGACAUCUGGUGGGAGGGCGUUCCACAGGGCGGGUGACACUACCAAGAAGGCCCUCUGCCUGGUUCCCUGUAACUAGUCUUCUCGCAGUGAUGGAACCGCCAGAAGGCCCUUGGCGCUGGACCUCAGUGUCCGGGCAGAACAAUGGAGGUGGAGACGCUCCUUCAGGUAUACUGGACCGAGGCGUUUAGGGCUUUAAAGGUCAGCACCAACACUUGGAAUUGUGCUCGGAAACAUACUGGGAGCCAGUGUAGGUCUUUCAAGACCGGUGUUAUAUGGUCUCGGCGGCCGCUCCCAGUCACCAGUCUAGCUGCCACAUUCUGGAUUAAUUGUAGUUUCCGGGUCACCUUCAAAGGUAGCCCCACAUAGAGCGCAUUGCAGUAGUCCAAGCGAGAGAUAAUUUAUUUUUUAAAGCAACUAACAAAUGUAAUAAUAGAUAGAUUGAUACAUAGAUUGUACCCAGCCCAUCUGACUGGGUUGUCCCAGCCAUUCUGGGCGGCUUCCAACAGAAUAUAACAAAACAGAGUGAAACAUCAGGCCUUAAAAACUUCCCAGUAUGGGCCUGCCUUUUUAUACUUGCUUGUUUGUUUUUUUGUUCCUUAUAGGUGAAGUGGGACUGUUAGUUUGUAAAAUAACACGGUUUGCACCAUUUAGUGGAUAUGUGGGAGCCAAGAGCCAGACUGAAAAGAAAAAGCUCAGAGAUGUGUUCCAGAAAGGGGAUUUAUAUUUCAACAGUGGUGAUCUUUUAAUGAUUGACCAUAACAACUUCAUUUAUUUCCAUGACCGAGUUGGAGACACAUUCCGGUUUGUUGGCUUUUUAUGUAUAUUUAUGACCUUUAAAAGGCGAAAGCAAAUAAUUGUGGGUUCUUAAUGUAUGCAGCAAGGGACGCGGGUGGCGCUGUGGGUUAAACCACAGAGCCUAGGACUUGCCGAUCAGAAGGUCGGUGGUUCGAAUCCCCGCGACGGGGUGAGCUCCUGUUGCUCAGUCCCUGCUCCUGCCAACCUAGCAGUUCGAAAGCAUGUCAAAGUGCAAGUAGAUAAAUAGGUACCACUAAGGUGGGAAGGUAAACAGCGUUUCCGUGUGCUGCUCUGGUUUGCCAGAAGUGGCUUAGUCAUGCUGGCCACAUGACCCGGAAGCUGUACGCCGACUCCCUUGGCCAAUAAAGCGAGAUGAGCGCCACAACCCCAGAGUUGGCCACGACUGGACCUAAUGGUCAGGAGUCCCUUUACCUUUUAAUGUAUGCAGCUCAUCAGAAAGAUGAUGUGCAGCAGAGAAUUUGGGUGAUCAUGUCACUAUGCAGUGCAGGUAGGGGGACAAACACACACACCUCUCUCUCUCUCUCUCCCUCCCUCUCUCUCUCUCUCUCUCUCUCUCACACACCCUCUUUUGUUGACCUCUUACUGAAUAUGUGAGCUUACAAUGAAAAAUAUUCUGUCGGAAAUGGGUAGCACCAACAUGCAAGUCAUCACUUAGUGAUGCCAACAGUCAGCAGAUGAAUGUGUGGACUUAUUCCAAGUCAGUCCACAUACUGACUUGCAGAAAUGGCAACAUGAAAUGGUCUUGAAGAGGGGGUUUCGUAUUAUUGUGUCAGGGCUGGAGCCACGAAAGCUGAACCCAGAAAACAUUUCCAUGGAUGCCCUAUGUGGUAGCUAGUCAGAAGUUCAGUUUGGGGCAUCUUCCAGAGGUUUAUAUGGUCUCAGGCUCUGAACUAGCCCCACCCACCCAGGGUGGCCAUUAGGCCCUGUGGUCUAAACCACUGAGCUCUUGGGUUUGCUGAUCAGAAGGUCGGCGGUUCGAAUCCCUGUGACGGGGUGAGCUCCCGUUGCUCGGUCCCAGCUCCUGCCAACCUAGCAAUUCGAAAGCAAGUGCAAGUAAAUAAAUAGGUACCACUCCGGCGGGAAGGUAAACAGCGUUUCCGUGUGCUGCUCUGGUUCGCCAGAAGCGACUUAGUCCUGCUGGGCACAUGACCCGGAAGCUGUACGCCGGCUCCUUCGGCCAAUAAAGCGAUAUGAGCACCACAACCCCAGAGUCGUCUGCGACUGGACCUAAUGGUCAGGGGUCCCUUUACCCUUUACCUAUAUUACUUGCAGGUUAGUUACUUAAUUUGUAUGGCUACAUCUCUGCAAAGGAAAGUGGCGCAAGUGUCCAUUAUUUUGCAAUGUUACUUGCUCUGAGUUUGUUUGCUUUAAUGGGAUUUUCUCCUCUGCUGCCCCCGCCCCCCAUCUCAGAUGGAAAGGAGAAAAUGUUGCUACAACUGAAGUUGCAGAUAUUCUGGGACUGAUCAACUUUAUUCAGGAGGCAAAUGUAUAUGGCGUGCCCAUUCCAGGUAUAGUAUGAAUGCUCUGGUGUCAAAGGUGAUAGUUUUGUGGCUUCUUGAAAAGAGAGAGAAAAAUGGCCUUCUUUCCAUCAUUGUGGCUGCUACACUCCCUCAACACUCAUCCUAAGUGAUCAGAAGAUCUCUGUCCCACCUUCUGUAUUUUCCUCAUAACACAUUUGAAUUUUUUGUAACCAUGAUUGCAGAGUAAUGUAUCAACAUUAAAAAAAGAUAGCAGCAGAGAAGGGAGUCAUUAACUUUCUAGACAAAACCAAAUACUGUUUUUCAGCAUUUGUAAACACAUUUUGAGUUGCAAAGGAGAGAAGUUGGAUUAGAAUGAAUGCAAUCAAUUUUUAAAUAUUGGGAAGUCCGUGACAGAAGUGGAUAUUUUGUAUGAACCGAAAUAUUAACUUACAGUGGUACCUUGGUUUAAGAACAGCUUAGUUUAUGAACAACUUGGAUUAAGAACGCUGCAAAACCCAGAAGGAGGUGUUUUGGUUUGUGAACUUUGCCUUGGAAUAAGAACAUGUUUUGUUUCCUGUUGAGUGUGUUCCAUUUGUAAAUUGAGUCCCCCCCUGCUAUGGGAAAGCACGCCUUGGUUUAAGAACGCUUUGGUUUAAGAACGGACUUCCAGAAUGGAUUAAGUUUGUAAACCAAGGUACCACUGCAUACAUGUCUACUCAAACAUAAAGCUACACUAAGUUCUAUAGGACUAAGUGCAAAGGAUUGCAGUCUUAUUUUACUAUAUGCUUUUCUUUUCUCUAAAAGAAUAAAAGACAAAUCAGUGACAAGUUCUAUUUAUACAAUUAUGCACAUUUUUUAAAAAAAUAUGUAUUUAUUUAUAUACCCUUUAUAUGCUGAAAUGGCAACUAACCAGUAUACAAUUAUAAAAUCAAGAAAAUUGUAAUUACAAAUCAUAAGAUCAAUACAAAUUAAAAUACACAAUAACAAUUCCAUUGGGGCAUUAAAACACCCCCAAUUAAAUAUAGAAAUGAAUGCAAUGAAUACGAAAUUUAAAAAUACAAUUAUUAUCAUUAUUAUUAAUAAUAAUAGUAAUAAUAAUAUCCUGCCCAACAGAAUAUUAAAAACACGAUAAAACAUCAAACAUUAAAAACAAUAAAACAAACCAUUACAAAGCACAACAAUCAGAAGAAUUAAAUGUGAUUAUGUGAUUAAAUGUGUUAUGUUUUCAGGAAACGUCUUUUUUAAAAAAGAAAAAGGAAAAAUAGCAAACAAUAGGAGUCUUUUGCUGGGUGCUCCAUUUCUGCCACCGACAUUUAGAGCUUGAUUACCAAGUGUGCUUGAAGCUGCUUUCCUUUGUUUUCACCUGCCUCUGUUGAAGAGGUAAACACCUAAUUGCCAUGGGAAAGAUUUCGCCAACAAGAGAACUGAAUAAUAGUCCAGAGUUCCUUAUCCUCUCCUCAGAUUAUGUUACAGCAGAUGAAGGAAAUAUAGCUCAGCUCCCCUUGGGCCUAAAAAACCAAAUAGAAGACUGAAAUGCCUAAUUGCAAACUGGUCUUGCAGCAAGGGGGAGAGUAGCAAGUCGUGGUAACCCUUCACAUUUUUUUAUUAUCCCUAGGCUAAACCUUUUCCCCCCUUUUAGAUAGAUCCUAUAUAUUUGCCACCUGACGUAAGUUCACAGGGACAGAAUCUCUCCUAAACACUUAAGCCAAUCUGGCAGAUUCAGGUGUGAGCACCAAAUAUUCUAUCCCAAACCACAAAUCCUUUGAGUAAACAGUAUUCAAUGCCAGGUGUUCCUUUCCAAGUGACAAAAAGCACAGAUUAGCUCAGAAGAAAGUAUGCAACCAUGUUCUCACAGCCCUGGCUAGGGGCUCCUGUGUCAAUAACAUUCAAGGUCAUAGACCUUAGAAGCCCUGGGAGGAGGCUGAUUCCAUCAAGACUAUUCCAGCCCCUUCCCCUUAGGUUUUGGCUUAAAAAACUGUAGUCCUUUCACCUAUGUGUACAAGGAAGCUCUCUCAUCCCACACAUAGCAUGACUACAGUGUCAAACAGCCGUGGUUCAGCUGAAACCUCCAGGUGCCCAAAGCACUUACCUAACUGGAGAGAUGGGCUUGAUAAUUUGGCUGUUUUUAGUUCACGUUCUUGAUGUAGGGCAGCGGUAGACUUCAGGCAGCUAUGGUCUUCUUCUCCAACUCAUUUGGACUUGCACAGAAAAGGUCUGAGGGUUAAGUUGUUGUUGUUGUUGUUGUUGUUGUUGUUACCCUGCCUAUCUGGCUGGGUUUCCCCAGCCACUCUGGACGGCUCCCAACAGAAUAUUAAAAGCACGAUAAAACAUCAAAACGUUAAAAACUUCCCUAAACAAGGCUGCCUUCAGAUAUCUUCUAAAAGUCAGAUUCAGUGGUACCUCAGGUUACAUACGCUUCAGGUUACAGACUCCGCUAACCCAGAAAUAGUACCUCAGGUUAAGAACUUUGCUUCAGGAUGAGAACAGAAAUCGUGCUCCGAUGGUGCGGCGGCAGCGGGAGGCCCCAUUAGCUAAAGUGGUGCUUCAGGUUAAGAACAGUAUCAGGUUAAGAACGGACCUCCGGAACGAAUUAAGUACUUAACCCAAGGUACUACUGUAGUUGUUUAUUUCCUUGGCAUCUGAUGGGAGGGCCUUCCACAGGGCGGGCGCCACUACCAAGAAGGCCCUCUGCCUGGUUCCCUGCAACCUUACUUCUCGCAGUGAGGGAACUUUCAGAAGGCGCUCGGAGCUGGACCUCAGUGUCCGGGCAGAAUGAUGGGGGUGGAGACGCUCCUUCAGGUAUACUGAGGUAGUCAAGUAUACCUUGACUACUUGACAAGUUGUCAAGACAGUCUGUUUUUUAUGAUUUACACUGUUCGAAAAAUUUUCUAGUAAGCUGUAUCAGGAACUUCUUGAGAUGCGGUUUAGAAACACAGGCAACAGAUAUAAUGGGAAAAACUGGUUUUAAUAAAUGAUUACAGAAUAUUUGUUACUUAAGAGAAGUGUUGAAGCCUCAAAGAGAUACAGGGAAGUCAACUAAUAUAGCAGGGAUUCAAACUAGUUUUUCCGGAACAGAAAGAAAGUGACUGUAAAGAAAGAAAGAAAAUAAGGAUUACAAAUGUAUUUCUUUCUGAGACCUGGUGUAUAGAAUAUUCAAAUUACUGUUUGUGCCCUUUGAACAAUUUAGUGUACUUGACUAAUUCUUUUUUGUUUUAUAUUAUCUACCUUUUAAUUUCUUUUUCUUCUUCUUUUUCCAUUUUUGUAUUUUUCCUUUUGAUUUUUGAAUAUUUGGAUGUAAUGUUUAAUUUAUGCUUUCUUUGUAAUUUUUAAAAUGCAAUAAAGAUUUAAAAAGAAAAAAGAAACGCAAGCACCAAUGAUUGCUUUGCAGGUCACGAGGGCAGGAUAGGCAUGGCAUCCAUACGCCUAACAGACGGCUGUGAAUUUGAUGGGGGACAACUCUACAAACACGUCGUAGACUACCUGCCUGCUUAUGCAAGGCCUUGUUUUGUGAGGCUCCAGGUAAGUCUGCCUUACUAAGGACCAUUUUCACCAUGGAACAGGUUCUAGUAUUAGUGGAAGUUACAAUACGGUAGGAAUCUGCGCAUCUAUGAUUCUACCGCUCCUGUAAGAAGACUGAUUACAGCAUUCAGGCUUUUUUUUUUUUAGAGAAAAGGCAAGCAAGAGUCAACAGGAUGUUGUUGUUGUUGUUUAGUCAUUUAGUCGUGUCCGACUCUUCGUGACCCCAUGGACCAGAGCACGCCAGGCACUCCUGUCUUUCACGCAGUUUCUUUCUCCCGCAGUUUGGUCAAACUCAUGCUGGUAGCUUCAAGAACAGUAUCCAGCCAUCUUGUCCUUUGUCGUCCCCUUCUCCUUGUGCCCUCAAUCUUUCCCAGCAUCAGGGUCUUUUCCAGGGAGUCUUCUCUUCUCAUGAGGUGGCCACAGUAUUGGUGCCUCAGCUUCACAAUCUGUCCUUCCAGUGAGCACUCAGGGCUGAUUUCCUUAAGAAUGGAUAGGUUUGAUCUUCUUGCAGUCCAUGGGACUCUCAAGAGUCUCCUCCAGCACCAUAAUUCAAAAGCAUCAAUUCUUCGGUGAUCAGCCUUCUUGAUGGUCCAGCUCUCACUUCCAUACAUCACUACUGGGAAAACCAUAGCUUUAACUAUACGGACCUUUGUUGGCAAGGUAAUGUCUCUGCUUUUUAAGAUGCUGUCUAGGUUUGUCAUUGCUUUCCUCCCAAGAAGCAGGCAUCUUUAGAAAGGUAUAAAAUGAUGCAUAAAAUGGAGAAAAAGGACAGAGAAAUGUUUUUCUCCCUAUGCAUCAUGACACUAGAAUUCUAAACGUUGGAAGAGGACGGACAAAAGAACAUACUUUUUAACACAGUGCGUUUGAAAUUGCUCCCACAAGGGGCAGUGAUGGCCAGCAGCUUGGAUGGCUUUAAAAGAGGAGCUCAGUCAGUAGAGCCUGAGACUCUUGAUCUCGUGGGUUCGAGCCCUAUGUUGGGCAAAAAGAUUCCUGCCUGCCAGGGGGUUGGACUCGAUGACCCUCAUGGUCCCUUCAAAUUCUACAAUUCUAUGGUUCUAAAUUCAUGAAGAAUAAUGUUAUCAGUAGCAACUAGCCCUGAUGGAUGUGUUCUAUGUCCACAGUCAGAGGCUGUAUGACUCUGAAUCCUGGACGCCACAGGAGGAGAGGGUGCUUUUUCUUUGGGCAUAGUUGAUUAAGGAUACUUAAUCCAGAGGGGUGCAUACUCUAGUUAUCUCCCGCUUGGACUACUGUAAUGUGCUCUAAGUGGGGCUACCUUUUAAGGUGACCCGGAAACUGCAAUUAACCCAGAAUGUGGCAGCUAGACUGGUGACUGGGAGUGGCCGCCAGGACCACAUAACACCGGUCCUGAGAGAUCUGCAUUGGCUCCCAGUACGUUUCCGAGCACAAUUCAAAGUGUUGGUGCUGACCUUUAAAGCCCUAAACGGCCUCGGUCCUGUAUACCUGAAGGAGCGUCUCCACCCCCAUUGUUCUGCCCGGACACUGAGGUCCUGCGCCGAGGGCCUUCUGGCGGUUCCCUCAUUGCGAGAAGUGAGGUUACAGGGAACCAGACAGAGGGCCUUCUCAGUAGUGGCGCCCGCCCUGUGGAACGCCCUCCCUUCAGAUGUGAAGGAAAUAAGCAGCUAUCUUCUUUUUAAAAGACAUCUGAAGGCAGCCCUGUUUAGGGAAGUUUUUAAUAUUUAAUGCUGUAUUGUUUUUAACACUUGAUUGGAAGCCGCCCAAAGUGGCUGGGGAAACUCAGCCAGAUGGGCAGGGUAUAAAUAAUAAAUUAUUAUUAUUAUUAUUAUUAUUAUUAUUAUUGGGAAUUGUAGCUCUGUGAGGGGGAAACUACAAUUCCCAGGAUUCUCUGUGGGAAGCAAUGUGCUUUAAAUAUGUGUGGGGUGUGCUUUGAAUGUACAGUGCGAUUCCGUCCUUAGUGUCAGAAUCCUAGGUGUGUAACUUGAAACCCAACAGAGAUGGACUCGACUUUAACCUACACCUUGGAGCUGAGCCUAAAAGCUGACUUCAUAGCUACACCAGCCAGACUAAUGUUUAUACUUCCUUUUUUUAUUUUUUGGCAAACUUUGUACUUUUCCUUUCCCCCCACUUCCUCAUAUUUUGUGUAACAUCUUGCCUGAGAAAGAGUUCUUGAGAGCUCAGACACUUGUCAUUAUUUUUGGCAUUUUUGUUGAUUCCAGUAAAUAUAUCGCCCAACUGAUAAUAUUAAGGCUACAAUCCUGUUUACCUGAGAGUAAGCUCCUCUGAAUACUGUGCCUUACACUUGCAUAAACAUGCAUAGGAUUGCACUGUAAUUUUGCCUUUUCCCUUGUUGUUGCAGGAUGCCAUUGAGGUCACCGGAACAUUCAAGCACCGGAAGGUGCAGUUAGCCCAAGAAGGAUUUGACCCAGCAGCUAUCAAAGACACCCUGUAUUUCUUGAAUGACAAAGAAAAGACAUACGUACCCCUAACGGAAGACAUUUAUAAUUCAAUAUGUAGCAACCAACUGAAACUAUAAUGCACCCAAAGCUCCUGGCUGGUGGUGUUUGUAAGAGAAGCAAGAAUCGGUUUUUAUAUAAUGUUAGAAAGUUACCAAAAUUGAUUUGAAAGUGAUUAUGUGUUUGUAUCUAGAAUCUAGUGGGUGGUUCCCUAGACCAGAGGGCUGGGAGGUCUCCUGCUCUUGAUGGGGUUACACUUCCCCUGAAGGAGCUGGUUCGCAGCUUGGGGGUGUUCCUGGAUCAUUUGUUGUCGCUCGAGGCCCAGGUGGCCUCAGUUGCCCAGAGUGCCUUCCCUCAGCUUCAGCCGGUAACCCAGCUACGCCCCUAUCUGGACAGGGAUAGCUUAACUUCUGUUGUCUAUGCUCUGGUAACUUCAAGGCUAGAUUACUGCAAUGCGUUAUACGUAAGGCUGCCUCUGAAGACGCUUCGGAAACUUCAGCUAGUGCAGAAUUCAGCAGGGAGGUUGCUCACCGGGGCAAGACGGUUUGUGCAUAUUAUACUGAUCCUGGUCCGACUGCACUGGCUACCAAUUAGUUUCUGGGCCCAAUUCAAAGUGCUGGUUUUGACCUAUAAAGCCUUAAACAGCUCAGGACCGCAAUACCUCAAGGACUGCCUCUUUUUAUAUGAACCUACCCGUACCGUGAGAUCACCUUCUGAGGCCCUCCUUGAGAGGUGCAAAGGGUGGCAACACGAGAACAGGGCCUUCUCUGCAGUGGCUCCCUAUCUGUGGAAUGCUCUCCCCAGUGAAGUUUGCCUGGCACUUUCAUUUUAUACCUUUAGGCACCAGGCAAAAACGUUCCUUUUAAGCCAGGCCUUUGGUUGACCUGAUUGACAUCCUAUACCCCUUUAAAAUAUAGCUUGGGGGGGCAUGUUAUUGGGUUAUUCUUAUUUUGAUUUUAUAUAUUGUGAUCUUUUCUGUGAACCACCCUGAGAUCUGUGAGUAUAGGGCGGUAUAUUAAUUCAAAUAAAUAAAUAGAAUUUUAAAUGCC